Messenger RNA from Ochlerotatus camptorhynchus, 2298 nucleotides. It is a transcript of the gene Spt-I, whose product is annotated as serine palmitoyltransferase subunit I. The coding region runs from base 698 to 2113 and encodes 471 amino acids. Gene Ontology annotation, cellular component: endoplasmic reticulum. Gene Ontology annotation, biological process: sphingosine biosynthetic process; ceramide biosynthetic process. The transcript is spliced from 7 exons. The record is from RefSeq and is a predicted model, not a curated record. Lineage: Eukaryota; Metazoa; Arthropoda; Insecta; Diptera; Culicidae. Gene Ontology annotation, molecular function: pyridoxal phosphate binding; serine C-palmitoyltransferase activity.
UGACUCGGAUUUCGUUUUUCGACUGGAAUUUUUUGGUAAACCGGUGCAUUUUCGGGGAAAAAUCUUUCGCGGCGGUGCGUUUUGUCUAUUUUUCGACUAUAACUGGCGGUGAUCAUAGGUUCGGUAGUUUCGGGACGAUACGGAGAACACAUGUCACGGUGUAGAACGCUCGAAACCUGUGUAAAGACCGAAACGAGAAUUUCCCCUUCACUGGUGUUGGGGUGGUGACAGAAACGUAAAAAAAAAGAUCCAAAUUUAUUUCGCUGCAGAGGUGAUUCCCAUCCGAAGUGGAAGUGGGAGUGGUGACACAACGGUUGAUAAAGUUUAUCGAAGCUAAACAAGUGCACAACGGAGAAGAUACAUAAAUACUAGUUGGUUGUAGGUCUUGCCAAUGUUUUAAGGAGAGUGAAAUUUUACGUUUCUCUUUUGGUGGCCAGACGUACGCGCUUUAAUUUGUGUUAAGCGUAGUUAACUAUCGCUAUCAGUUUCUAUCUGUGCGCAGUUUAAGUGAAUUUUUUUAAGAACUUGCUGAGCACGGAUUUGAACAACCAUACAUUUCCAGAUUCACUCCUAAUCGAUAACCAGAACAAAAAGCCAGCCCCCCCUCCCCAUCUAGCAUUGACCUUUAUCCCGUUUGGAAUUCCGUAGCAGCCAUUGACUUGGUUUGUCUUCUACCCCGAUCACCGUGGACUGGAAGAUGGUAACGACGCCGUUCAUUAUAAAUGAAAUUUACGACAUCAUACAGAAGUCCACGGCUUUCGAGCUGACACUGGAAGCCCUGCUGGCACUUGGCGUCAUUUGGAUAGUGCUGUACAAAGCCAACGGGAAACGAGCAAAGCGUCUUUCGGCGGAACAGAAGGCAAAGCUAAUAGAAGAAUGGAUGCCGGAGCCGUUGGUGGGAAAGGUUCCGGAUAAUCAUCCGGCAUUGCACACCCACGUCGUAAUCGGAAAGGUCGGCAAGGUCAUCAACAUCGAUGGGAAGCAGUGCCUCAAUCUGGCCUCGCAGAACUAUUUGGGACUGCUGGAGGAUGAAAACAUCCAGGAAGCGGCUAUCAAGAGCUUGCGAAAGUAUGGUGUUGGAUCGUGUGGCCCACGUGGCUUCUAUGGGACGUUAGAUGUCCACCUGGAUCUGGAGGAACGGUUGGCAAAGUUUAUGGAAGUUGAGGAAGCUGUGGUAUACUCGUAUGCGUUUUCCACCAUUGCCAGUGCCAUUCCGGCAUACGCCAAGCGAGGGGAUAUCAUUUUUGUGGACGAAUAUGCCAACUUUUCCAUCCAGAAAGGAAUAGAUGCAUCUCGCAGUAGAACCGUUUUCUACAAGCACAACGAUAUGGCCGACUUGGAGCGGCUGCUGAAGGAGCAAGCCGUUGAAGAUAAACGAAAUCCAAAGAAGGCCGCCAGAACUAGACGUUUCCUGGUAGCUGAGGCCAUCUACAUGAAUACCGGAGAAAUCUGUCCACUGCCUCAGCUGGUAGAGCUGCGCAAACGCUACAAACUGCGCAUGUUCCUGGAUGAGAGCAUAUCGUUCGGUGUUCUGGGACUAAACGGUCGUGGAGCGAUUGAGCAUUUCAAUGUCGAUAAAAUCGAAGUCGAUCUGCGUUCAGCCGGUCUGGAGUGGGCCGCCGGAACUAUUGGUGGUUUCUGUGCUGGAUCAUCGUUCAUUGUCGAACAUCAACGCCUGUCCGGACUGGGCUACUGUUUUUCCGCUUCGCUUCCACCGCUGCUAGCCCAAGCUGCCAUCAGCGCCCUCGACAGAUUCGAGAGUGAACCAAAGAUUUUCGCCGAACUGAGAAGUUGUUGCCAGAAAGUUUCACAAAAAUUACCGUCCCUCACGGACUUUACCUUCCGAGGAGAUCCCCUGUCGCCAGUAAAACAUCUGUACCUGAAAAAUGAGUCAGAUCCAGUUGCGGAGAAACGACUCCUAGACAGGAUCUCCCAAGAGUGCAUAAACAACGGGUUGGCCAUCGUGGCGGCCGAGUAUCUGGAGGAUAUGGAGAAACGAUGCCCACGACCGAGCAUCCGGCUAGCUGUGAACCGUCUCCUCACCGAUUCCGACAUUGACGAUGCAUUCCGAAUUCUUCAGCAAUCUUCUAGGAAAGUUCUCUCCGAAUCGUAGUUCUAUCGAGUUGUUGGAGGGCAUAUAAUUUAGAACAUUCAACCAAAUGAUGAGCCAUUUUGUUGAACCUCAUUCAAGCACACACACACACAGACACCGAACACACAAAUCUUCACGAAGUAAAUAGUACUACUAUCAAUAAACUACAGACUACAUGGUAUGUACUGCUACCAUACAGUUCAAAA